AUGCGAGCGCAGCCGCCGCCGGCCCCGGAGCGCAGCGGCCGCACCGCCCCCGGGGACCGGAUCCGGAUUCCCGCCGCCCCCCCUCUCGGGCUCCCGACGCCGUCCCCGCCCGCCUGGGCGGGCGAGCAGCCGGAGAGAAGCGGCCUAGCCUGCCCCCCGCCCCCGAGCCACCCACCCCGGCCAGAGGCGCCGCCACCGCCCAGCCACCCCGACGCGCACGGAGGAGCCCGGCGCAGAGGCGCGACCACGGCGGGAACCGCCGCCUCCUCCCCCGAGCUUGCGGCCCAGCCCCGCCGGCGCCCCCGCCCCGGCCUCCGGGGAGCCGAGCCAAGGAGAGGGCGGGAGGACGGCGGCCGGGAGGCGGGGGCGCAGCGCUCACCGGCCCCGCCGCCCCCUCCGGCGGCCGGCGAGAACUGCGCCUGCCGGCUCGGAGAAGCGCGGGCUCCUCUGCCCGUGGCCCGGGCACGGGCCUCGCUUCCUGCCCUCCCCUCCCCCGGCUCUCGGCGUCCUCUCCAGUGCCCUGAUCCUCUUUCGUCCAGUCCCCCUGCCUGGAGGGCGCCCCGGGUCCCCCCUCGGCGUCUACGGCACCCGCGGCUCGCUCCCCGCCGCCCGGCCCCGACCCCGGCGCGCGUCCUCAGCCGCCUCGGUUACCCGGCGCAGCGCGGCCUCCGGGCUUCCCGCUCCGGCGUCUCCCUCCCCGGCUCUGAGCGGCGGCGCCCUCCCCCGCUCGGCCGGGCACAGCCGCAGCUCCCUCCCGCGGCGGCAGCGGCUCCUCCUCCGGGCCUGCCCGGGCGCAUGGAGAUCGGCGCCGCCGCCACUCGCAGCAACCCCUCUCCCCCGAAAUCCGCGGAGCCCGGGCUCACUUACCGAGCGUGUGAAUGGGAGCGCGGGCCAGGGGCACCUAGGGGUGCGGCGGGCCGAAGAGCUCCGCCGCAGCUCCGCCGCAGCCGACGCCGGGGCAGCGAGUCGCCAGACAAAGCCCGAGAUGGCGAAGCGGAGCGACGGCUAAUGGCGAGCCCCACGCGCCGCGCUCCGCCCGCCCCGCUCCGCCCGCCCGCCCGCCCGCCUCGGCGCAGCGCAGCGCCGCUCCGAGCGCUCGCCCGUCAGAGCCGCCUCGGCGCCGCCGCCUCCCGGGCCACACCGGCCUCGCCUGCGGCGGCGGGGAGCCGCGAGGGGAGCCUGGCACCCGGGCCUCGUCGCCUGAGCCGCCCCGGGGCAGCCUUCGCGUAG
This is a messenger RNA of Neofelis nebulosa (Clouded leopard), 1230 nucleotides long. Its product is annotated as basic proline-rich protein-like. NCBI's taxonomy places the organism in Eukaryota, Metazoa, Chordata, Mammalia, Carnivora, Felidae. The coding region runs from base 1 to 1230 and encodes 409 amino acids. The record is from RefSeq and is a predicted model, not a curated record. The transcript has 4 exons.